CCUCCAUCACCAAUAUUCUGAAUGUGGAAACUAGAAAGGCUGAUCGGCCCCGAAGCUGCCCUUACUACUCACUACAUACAUCAUAGUUGGCUGGCAGUAGGCCUAGUUGUAAGCUGAGUUGCCCUUCAAGUUCCUCUUGCUCGAGCUCUUGCACAUAGCCACUGUGAGCCACAGCCAUGAUCCAUUUGCUAGCCCUGCGUCUUGCUGGACGUGCUCUUCAAGGAAACAAUGUAAAAUGGAUGGAAACAACAUGGUUUGCCGGUCAGCUAACUGAAGGAUUGUCCUGCUGGGGAGCUACAUGUAAACAUUACCAUACAAGUGUACCAAGUUACAUGUAUCAGGAAACUAGAAAUGAAAGACCUACAGUAAAGACAGGGUCAGAGAGGAGUCCUCCCUUUGCAAAAGCAUUGCUUGGUACAUUUAUUCAAGUUCAGCCAAGUUUGGACAAUGUUUACAGAGAAGACCAGUCACUUAGGGAUUACCUUCAGAGGCUUGUACCCGAAGAGAUCCUGAAGAAAAUAACACCAGACUUGGACAGUUUUGGUUUUCGAGUAGCUCAUGAAAUUGACAAGCUUGGAAGAGAGUGUGAGCAGAAUCCUCCGGUCGUAGAGACAUUUGAUGCGUGGGGAAAUCGCACUGACAAGCUUAUUACUAGUUAUGCUUGGAAGCAACAGAAGACAAUUGUAGCAGAAGAAGGAAUCAUAGCCAUACCAUUUGAGCAGGAAUAUGGCCCCUACAGGUUUGCUGCUAAACACUCUGGAAUCAUACAUUCAGCAUAAAUUUUUGGGAUUGCUUUAAAUGCUUUCACAUGGGUAC
This is a messenger RNA of Acanthaster planci (crown-of-thorns starfish), 816 nucleotides long. RefSeq names its product acyl-CoA dehydrogenase family member 11-like. The record is from RefSeq and is a predicted model, not a curated record. Lineage: Eukaryota; Metazoa; Echinodermata; Asteroidea; Valvatida; Acanthasteridae. Gene Ontology annotation, molecular function: acyl-CoA dehydrogenase activity.